UCAAUUACUUCAUCAGUAAAUAACUGAAUAUCAUUGUAGAUUCAAGAUUGUCUCAUGAAGAUCUGUUGAUGAGAACAACAUAAUCUUAAAUUACAGUUGCCAAGAUCAGGGUCAUAUCAGUUAACACAUGAGAACAGAAGUAUAAAUCUAUCCAACCCCUAUCAUCAUAUCUCAAUUCAAAUAGCUAGUUGUGCAGAGUGAUCCUUUAAUAAAAAAAUAUCCGUUUAUAUUCUAUGCUUUUGCAUUAGAAAAUGAUGUAAAGAAUAUAAUGAUGAUAUACAAUCUCAUGCACUGGACCUCUGGGAUCUCCUGGCCGGCCUAAAAAUAACUCCAUGUCCUGUACAUGCCCCCGUUUGCCAUGUCCAUGUAUGGAAAUUCAACUUAGGGCAUUACAAAUACGAAUGUGCGAGUUUGUUGUGCAAGAGCAAUUUAAUGUUCCCUCUUCUGUUCUCCAGUUCUGUUUAUGAAAGAAAUUAUCUUUAGUCUUGAAGUAAAUCUUUAGUGUUAAAGAUUUAAAGAUUUUUAAUGUACAGAAACACACUGAUGUUUAUUAUGAAUAUGGAUAAUGCAUUCCAAUUCUUCUAUAUUUUUUUUCUUCUACAGUUUAUUUAAUGACUUGAGGUUUCCCAUUAAAGUACUUACCAUGCAUUUAUUUUGAUGAAGCAGACAAAUUAAGAAUAUUAUUGAAUACAUUUUAUAUUGUUAUGUCAUAUUACGUUUGAGAAAUUCAGUCUGUUGGGUUUUACGGUGUGGCCAAUGCAACAGAUGUUAGGAAAUUUUUAUCUCCAUUUAAGAAGCUGACUCAGCCGUAUCUCCAAGGCACCACUAAUAAGACGUUGCAUAAUUUACAAAGCAGAAAUAAAUGUUUUCUUAAAAUAGCAAUCUGUAAUAUUUUUGGACGCACGCUAUAUAUAAUGAUUUUAAAAGUGUUUAUAUAUGGUUUCACUAAAGACGUACAGUGUAUGAUGAUGUUGUUUUGAUGUUGACUGUCACUAAUGGGCCAUCAGACACCGUAAAUAUAAAAUGCCAGCACAUUAUAAAUGAACAACAUGGGUAAAUGUUCCUGUGCUAAGGGAAUUGUGGGAAGGAUUGAGAGUAGUAUUUUAACUAUAAAAGUAUUUCACUGAAUAGGUUCAUACAAUGAGUUAAUUUUUAUGUCAAACCAUUUUACUGAAAUGUUUCUCUUGUUGUGGCCACAUUGCUUAUAUCACUAGAGAGCACCAGUUACAAGGUCCGAAUAUUGGCACUAUGAGACGUCGCCAUGGAGGGAGGGGUCAGGGGGGGAGUCAGACGGAAAGACCCCUCCCCCCUCAACUAUGUUUCUCAGGACAAUUCGUUGGCUCCAAUAACAUCUGACCCACAGUCUCUUAGUGCUUCUUUGGCAAGUGGAACAUCAGGUGAUGAGGAAGGUGCUGGUAAGGCUCAACCCAAAAGACUCCAUGUGUCCAACAUACCGUUUAGGUUUCGUGACCCAGACCUAAGGCAAAUGUUUGGGCAAUUUGGCAAGAUUCUAGAUGUGGAGAUCAUUUUCAACGAGAGAGGGUCAAAGGGUUUUGGAUUUGUGACAUUCGAGAGUGCGUUGGAAGCAGACCGGGCGAGAGAGAAGCUCAACGGAACCAUCGUCGAGGGAAGAAAGAUUGAGGUGAACAAUGCCACAGCCAGGGUGGUGACAAAGAAGCCUCAGACACCUUUAGUAAAUGCUGCUGGCUGGAAGAUCAAUCCAGUAAUGAGUGCCAUGUAUGCUCCUGAACUUUACACAGUCGCCAGCUUCCCCUAUCCUAUGGCCACGCCAACCUUGGCCUACAGAGGCACUGCCCUCCGAGGACGCGGUCGAGCUGUUUACAAUACCAUCCGUUCAGCCGCAGCAGCGGCCGCCACACCCACUGCUGUUCAAGCGUAUCCAGGGGUUGUGUAUCAGGAUGGAUUGUACAGUGCAGAGGUCUAUGGAGGAUAUCCAGCCACAUACAGAGUUGCUCAGUCUGCCUCAGCCACUGCAGCAACCACAUACAGUGAUGGAUAUGGAAGAGUCUACGCAACAGCAGCGGACCCCUACCAUCAUUCAGUAGGACCUACCACCACUUAUGGAGUUGGAACAAUGGCAAGUUUGUACCGCGGAGGCUACAACCGAUUUACUCCGUACUGAAACAACCUGAGAACAACUUCCCCUUUGAUGUUCCGGCAAUGAUGAGACACCUCCUUCCUGUGUGAACCUCUGAUUGCAGAGGAAGUGUUUGAGAUUGUAAAUACUGUGACUUAUUUUUUAUUUAUUGGGGCAAAAGAUAAAUCCAGUCUAAACAUUUGCAGAAUUAUUUAAGUCUGAAUGGAAGUAGGAGUUAACUCAACUCUCCACAAAAUGGAAAAUUAAGUACAUCCCUUUUUGUUACUGCACUUCAAACUAUUUUAUUAUGAAAUCUGGAAACUUUUUUGUAAAGGUUGCACUGUGAAAUGACAAUAUAUAAUAUCCAAAUAUAGACACCACUGGUGGAACUUUUGCCAUAGUGAAAGAUGGAUAACACCAAACCUGUCCAGUGUGUAUAGAGCUGUGUUCAUGUUGAUGUGUGUGUGUGUUGGAGUGUAUUUUGAGUAUUCAAAAGCAAUACUGUGAGAUGCAAUGGAGACAGCAAUGGCACUGACCUGUGUGAUACACAUUCUCUUUCUCAAUAUAACCUACCUCUGAGCCAUAUAUCUUUUCUCUCUUCUAAUUCUCAAAACCUCUCCUGUUUUUCCUGCUGAGACAUUGCUUUGCAAUUCACUGCCUUGCUUGCAAUGAAUCUCUUGCUUUUUUUAAAAAAAAAUCCGGGGUGCUUUCCUCGGUUUCUGUAGUCAUCUUGCUUUUCUUCUGUCCAUUUCAAAUGCUGUUUUUGUUUGAAUAAUACCUCUUCUUUAUUCUUUAAAAGUAUUCACACAUCUUGUGUGCUUUACUUCUCUUUACUCUCUGCUUUUAAUGUAAUUUUUUUUGAUGAUGUUGGAGGUCAUUCUAGUUUUUCAGAACUAAACUUAACUUUGAAAUUUGAAGUUUAGCCUGAUUGUAUUUAUUUUUAACAGUAAAGUCACAAGGUUUGCAAACAUAAUUCAAAUUCAAACAAUUCAAAUGUUUCAUAAAUUGGGAUUAAAUGCAACAUGUAAAGAAUUAAGUAUUGAAAACCCAUAAUAACCAACCAGAAAUCUGAAUAUUUAGUUACUGCCUAUUGUACUACAGAGUAAUUUCUAUUACUCUUUUCUUUCUUUCUUUCUUUCUUUCUUUCUUUCUUUCUUUCUUUCUUUCUUUCUUUCUUUCUUUCUUUCUUUCUUUCUUUCUUUCUUUCUUUCUUGCUUUCUUUCUUGCUUUCUUUCUUGCUUUCUUUCUUUCUUGCUGUCCCUCCUUUCCAUUUCAUUUCAUUUUUUCUUUCCUUUCAUUUCUUUCAGUCCCUCCUUACCUUUUACUUUAUUUCCCUUCCAUCUUUCUUUCUUUCUUUCUUUUUUGCUUGCACUUUCCAUCCUUCCUUCCUGCUUUUUGUAGUUAUACUUUAUUUCCAUGCACUUUCUGCUCUGCCUCUUUGACAUUUUCUCGUAUUAUUCAUAAAAGGCUAUAUUUCCUAAAAGGUUACUAUUUUAUUUGUUUCCCAACUAUUUAUUGGCAUUUGCUGCAUUUAUUUUUUGACCUUCCUGUCUCCUUUAUAUCUCUGUUUUUCAUUUUGCUGUUUCAUCUGUUUUCUGCACCUCUAUCUAUAUUACCUGCUUAUUUUCCUUACUCUUUUUUUUCCCAUUUACUCUUUUCUUACUGCAUUUAGUCUGUCUGCUCCACUAAGUUUUCUUUUAUUUCUCUUAGCUCUAACAGAUUAAAUCUUUAGUUUACUUCACCUAAUUGCUUUCUUGCUUUCUCUCUCUUUCUGUCUCUAUCCAUCUUAUAACCACAGGACCCUAUGGUGUCAUUGCUGUAUGCCUAUGCUGUGUUUUUUUCUUUUCCUCGGUACAGUGUAUGAUAUGUUUUAAUUGUACAUUAAAACAGUUGAAUUGUC
Molecule: messenger RNA, 3998 nt
Organism: Triplophysa rosa
Lineage: Eukaryota; Metazoa; Chordata; Actinopteri; Cypriniformes; Nemacheilidae
Gene: rbfox1l
Product: RNA binding fox-1 homolog 1, like
Exons: 11
Coding region: 1262-2143 (293 amino acids)
Biological process (GO): nervous system development; regulation of alternative mRNA splicing, via spliceosome
Cellular component (GO): cytoplasm; nucleus
Molecular function (GO): mRNA binding
Source: RefSeq, a predicted model, not a curated record